UGUCCAACUCUAUGCGGCUCCGCAAUAUCGCGCCGCUCACCAACUAGUUCUUUCAGGCAGCGGCCGAGUGGCCUCCCAGAGCAUCAGCUCUUCCGGUGCAGACCGCGAGUUCGUCGUUCGUCGUUCGUCGUUCGUCGCGAGGCACAGCGCGUCCUCACGGCGACGCAAGACGACAACGUCUAAUACUAACCGCGUCUUCGAACGCACGCAGUCUUCGACAUGUCUACUUUUCAAGCCGUCAACACCACCCUUGCCGUGCCGGAACCUCUUCCCGGACGUCCAGGCGAAGAGACGACACCUACUACGCCUCGACCGAAUAGCACCUUCUUCAACGACGCGAAGCCUUCGGACGACCCACGCGCCGAAGAUCCCUCGGCGAAAACGCCGACGCGUAACAGUUUCGCUGGUCUCGCUGGCCAGCGCCCUCUUCCUUCCUCGCCGUUCACGCCCUCACGCGAGCUUAGCACCACCCCCAGCAGACACCCUCUAUCGCGCGAAGACUCGCAUCGUUCUUCACAGUCUGCGGGCUCACAGGAUGUAGAGAUGGGCGGUGCCGAAGAAGAGGGCAAAGACGGUUCCGAAGACGAAAGCGUUAGUGGGGAUGCCAAAUCAGCUUCGAAAAAGAAGAAGGGUCAACGCUUCUUUUGCACAGAAUUUCCGCCAUGCCACUUGAGUUUCACGCGAAGCGAGCACCUAGCCCGCCACAUUCGCAAGCACACAGGCGAACGACCAUUCCAGUGUCAUUGCUCCCGACGAUUCUCCCGACUUGACAACCUGCGACAGCAUGCGCAGACAGUCCACGUCAAUGAAGACAUUCCGGGAGACUCCCUCGCCGCGACCGGCACUCGAUUCCAGAGGCAGAUCCGAACCGACCGUGUACGACCACCCGGGAAUCGCUCCCGUGCCAAUACGUUAGGAAGCACAGGGGGCCAUAGCAGAGGGCACAGCAGGAACCUUUCAUCCUCUAGUAUCACCUCUACGGCUUCGAGCAUGAGCGUAGCUCCGUCUCCGGACGUGCGUCGCCGGCCACCUCCACUUGCCAUGGCCAACGACGGGCCUGCAAGGGCACGCUUGUCACUCAACACCAUGGACGCAUACAAUCCCCCGCUCAUGGGUAGCCCCGGGCCGCAGAUUGUCGACUAUAACGAUGCCACAACGCCGACGUCGGCCACAUUCUCUACAGCCACCGGAAGUCCGAGUCGUUUCAGCUCCGCGGUGCAGUCGCCUGUGGCGUCAGCUUCACGACCUGUUUCUUGGAGCGGAGUUGGGCCCAUGCCGAGUGGAAGGCGGCUCUCUGUGCCUUCCAAUGGGAAUCCCUUUUCUGGUCCUGCAGGUCAAUACCCGCCCCAGUAUAUUACGCCUGUUCCAUCAGCUACCCCAUCAAGCACCUUUUCCCCUCAGAGCAGCUCUUACGCAAGUCCGGUCGCCCCAGAAUUCCCCGGCUCACGAAGGGAAUCGAAUGCAGACGCAGACUGGAGGAGACGAACAUGGCACCCAGGAUCGUAUGCCGGACCUCGACCUGCUACUAGCGGACUAGGCUAUCACCAAACUCCGGAUGCCCCGCGCCCUUCAUUUACAUCGCAACCUGCUGCGUCCCAAACAAGGUUGCCUGGAAUUGAAAGCUUCGACCACGCCCCACCCCCGCCGAUGCCGCGCCGUCAACCAAGCCCCAUGCAGAUCGAUGCACCCACGCGACCACUCACAUACCACGCUCCUACGGAUCUUCGUCCGGCGAUCAAGCAUGAGAAGCGCACUAGUAUCUCAUGGGAUACGAACCUGCAGAGGGGAUUUACCAAUCUCGAGAUAGCAAGCCCGAAUCACCAAAGAGAAGCGUGGGCUCAGUACCAAAGAAGCCCAGGACAAACUACACAUGCUCGUCCUACAACCGCGCCCCACCCAGCUUACUUCAACCAGCAGCCCAAUAGCUCCCCUGGAAUGCAACACCCUAUUCCUGAGACAGCCAGGACGUCGCAGGAAACCCCAGUUACACCAAAAAGAAACAAGCGUCAAGCCUGGUACAAUGGGCCUGUGAACCCCAACAUACCUCCUCAACCGAUCCGAGCGGUACAGCGGACUUCGCCAGAAGAUUCAAGCAGCAGCGAAGGAGUUCCAACUCCUUCCAAUUCCACGAUGACAGAGUAUCAUCCAGCCAUCGUACACAGCAAUGGCUAUGUAGAGUCGCACCCUCCGGAGGCACCUGUUGAAGAACACAAGCCCGUCCGCACGUCAAUUAUGGACAGACCUCACCCAAUAUACAAUCAGCAGCAAUCAUAUCAUAGCCACAGUCUGUCGACCCCGUCGUAUCGUUCCUAUCAACAGUCGGAGAGAGGACACGUUACCUUUGGUCCGCCAAUUACCCAGCCGCCUGCGAAUGAUAUGAGGCGAUUGGAAGCGCUUGUAGCUGUUGCCACCGGGGAGCAGGUUGGAAACCGCCAGUGAAACUGACCCGUCCGCCGGAUACGACUGAUCGCAUAUUAUAUCCACCAGAGAACGAAUACUGAGAGCUAAACCCCCCUCUCAAGUCCUACCGUUACCACUUUUCAUCAUGGGCUGGAAACAAGUUCUUCGGAAACAUCUGAAGCCUGUUCUAGAACCUACCGCUUCAUUGCUUCGCACGAGAUGAAA
This is a messenger RNA of Paraphaeosphaeria sporulosa, 2625 nucleotides long. RefSeq lists its product as uncharacterized. Gene Ontology annotation, molecular function: DNA-binding transcription factor activity, RNA polymerase II-specific; RNA polymerase II cis-regulatory region sequence-specific DNA binding. Bases 220 to 2439 code for a protein of 739 amino acids. The record is from RefSeq and is a predicted model, not a curated record. The transcript has 2 exons. Gene Ontology annotation, biological process: regulation of transcription by RNA polymerase II. NCBI's taxonomy places the organism in Eukaryota, Fungi, Ascomycota, Dothideomycetes, Pleosporales, Didymosphaeriaceae.